This is a messenger RNA of Aplysia californica (California sea hare), 3803 nucleotides long. Its product is annotated as nucleoprotein TPR. Lineage: Eukaryota; Metazoa; Mollusca; Gastropoda; Aplysiida; Aplysiidae. The record is from RefSeq and is a predicted model, not a curated record.
GCUUUAGAAGCGUAAAACCUUGUUUUUUCGAGCGGUGAUGCAGUAUUCUUAUUUUAGUAAGGAAGACUGCUUAUUAGUUUUCUAAGAUCAGAUCGGGGCUGAAAUAGACAUAUUUAGUUGCGUUGACAACUGUGUUUGGUAUGGAAUAUGUCAUGCAAUGCAAUCCCCGGUAUUUCUUCUGGAACCAAGUCAAAAUUUUAAAUUGAUUAAGGUUUACAGUACCGUUCUGACCUUUGUGUGAAAUGCAUCAUGGAGACACAAUACAACUGUGUAGAUCUAUAGGGCCUCUGUUCUCAGGAGGUUUUUGCAGUUUUCUGAUAUGGGGUCAGCGGUGGUGAAGCCUUUGGCAAGAAGGCGAGGGAAAAUUAAAGGUAAGGAUUCCAGUGUUCGAUCUAGUGGCGACCCGCCGAAUCGCAAAGAGAAUAUUGGUGAUGGCGAAGCAAAUGUCAACACAGUGGUCUCUCCAGAAGUAUGUACCGAGAAGGAACGUAUAUUGACCCCAAACCCGAGUUCCAAACGAAAUACACACUCAUGUUUUCUUUUCCGCCCAAAUAUCCGGCUCACCCGGAGGAGAAGAACCCCAACUCCUGUUUCCUGGGAAAAUAAGGAGGACCCAGAGCCAGUUGUAUCCCCUUGCCAAGGCACACCUGCGCCAUCACCCGAGAGAGAAACUGUUGGUGAUUCUAAAAAUGUUCCCAAACUUCCAGAAAUAAAACUCCCAGUCCCACCUCAAGUCAGCUGCAGAUCUGAUGAAAUGUUACUUUUGCCAUCGCUACAUGCAAAGCGACCAGCAGGCAACCAACCUCGCUCAAACCUAACACCUGUAGGGAUUCAUUCAAAACUACCUCCCCUGCCACCCAUUUUCUCUUUAUCCGGGACUUCUAAAUCUUUACAAAAUUCGGUUAAUUCCAAAGCUAUAUCCGAAGCAACCGAAGAUGACAAAACUUUUUCUAGAAGUUAUCCAACAUCUACAUCUCCAAGAAUUAGCCAUAUCAACAGUCUGCAAACGGAUUUCCCUCUGAAUUUAAAACAAGAAGUUGAAAAUAAAACAUUGAACGCUACUUCUAUGUGCUCAACAUCGCUGAAACUUGACGGACGUGACACAUCCGUGAAAACGCAACCUUGCGGCGAGAGACAGUCCCCUGCCUUGAACUCUGAAGAAAUGUACGCUGCUUCCAAUCAAGAUCUAAGCUCCGAUGAUAAAGACGCCUGUCAGGACGCGAGGACUCCCUCUCCUGAGUUCGAUGACCUCGAGGACGUGAAGAUUUUAAAUCCCAACGUGGCGGAACCUGUUGAAAGCUCGCUGCCUCAGUCGGAGACGAACAACGCUCUGGUCAGCGAUAUCGGUGUGUCUAUAAGCAAAACCGACCAGCCUGCACCGGAAAGAGUAGGCGAACAAAGAGUGGAAGUUGAUCACGUGGUUUUCAUUAAGCUGUCACCGUCUAAAGACCAAGCCACAACCGCCGGCGUGCCAACCGAGUCAACAGAAGUCAGUUCCUUGCAAGACGAAAAAGAAACGAACGAGAAUAAUAACCUGCCUGGAGACAAGGAGAAUGACACGAACCUUUUUUGUGAACGUAGACAAGCGCAACAAAAGUGCUUGCAAGUGGAAAGCUACCACAGCAGACUCGAAAAUAGUCCGACAAAAGAAAACAGCGAUGUGUUUAAGGAAGAAAUAUUUACCUACCCAAACGCAACACGAGUAAUUCUCGAUGAACAUACAAAGUCAUCGUCAGAAAAGGAGGACGUCUCGCUGUCCGCUUGUGAGGAAGAAAACAACAGCUCCAACCUUGACGCAGGAGAGAUGCGUCUUUUGCCCACAGAGGAGGAGGAGGAGGAGGAGGAGGAGGUGGAGGAGGAGGAGGAAGAGGAGGAGGUGGAGCAGGAGGAGGAGGAGGAGCAGGAGGAAAAGGAGGAGGAGGAUAACGAGGUGGUCCUCAUGUCAGGAAGCGGAGAGGUCAAGAGCCCAGAACAAUUUGAUCUUAUUGAGAACAACGCAUCAAUGGAAGGUGUUGAGACGUACAAACUCCCAUCUCCCCCACAAGAACCACCUUGCAGAAGUAAAAGCGGAUCCAGACCUUCUUCCUGCCGAAGCAGUAGAUCCAAAUCCUCUCAAAAAUCUUCCGUAAUUAACCCCAGCGCAACAUUUUCCAACGAAAACGCCAGUGUGAAAUCAUCGGCUGUGACGGUCAACGAUGGGGACGACGCCAUACCCAGACCACCGGCCAGCCCAGGCUGUGAAGAGAAAGAAGUCAUAGACACAACGUCACGCACGAGUUCAGACCUGGAAGACAAACCUUCAGAUGCCGACCAUCCCCGACCUCCAUUACGCUCAGCUGCGAUGGAAACACGAUCUUGCAACCUUGAACCGGCCUUAUCGAUGUCUGAGAGGAAAGCUGAAGACUUUCGCCCACACCCAGCCCGGCUAGCGCCUCUGAACCUCCCGGGCAGGUCGGCUUCUGAGGUUUCAGCGGGCUCUUUCCCAUCAGGGGGGCUUCUCUCGGUGAAACCCUUCCCGCGGGAGUCUCUGUGUGCUGGCGAUGUCGGCGAGAGGUCAUCGGGGGCGGACGGGUCUGUGCAGGGCGGGAUCUGUGGCCAAGACAGAGGGGACGGAGACUGCAAGAACGUGGCUGGUCCUUCAACUAGCCCACAUCCAGAGAGUUCGGGAGACAACGGCGAGGGUGGCCAGACAACAGAGCCGGGAUGCACGGACCAGCUGGUGGAGACUACGUCAGACAUUUCAACAUCGAGAUCAACCACGAGAACGUUGAGCCAGGGAGGCCUUGUAGCACCAGCAGACGAAGCGGCAGACCCAGAAGACGGGGAAUCAGCACAUCCAGGUGCCAGCUGAAGUAUGAAGAGCGAAUGAUCCUCGCAAAUAUCAACCGGCAGGUACAGAUCUCCAAGCGCAAGGAGUUCGCCAUCAGAGAUCUACAGAACGUGCGAGGUGCCUCUGGGUCCAGCACUGCCUCAGGCACAGACAUCAGCCGCAAGAGCAAGUCGGACGAGGAGUAUGAUCUGGACACGGAGUUUGAUCUCUAAGUUCUUCACUUGAUCUCGCGAGCAUCAUUUUUAGAACAAUGUUUUUCUUAGUGUGUCUCCGUGCGCGUGUGCGUGAGUGUUUCGACUGCAUGGAUCGAAGCAGUCAUGGCAUUUCAUAGAGAGGCGUUUACUGAGAAAGUCAAUCCCAGAGAAAUCAUACAGAGUGGAUGUACGUGUGUGAGCGUUCAAAGUGGUUGGAUUAUAACACAUGGGCUGGGAAAAAGAAGAAAAGAAGAGAAACAAAACUUUGAAGCAAGCAUGUAGAAGCGUACUAUCGAGAUCAUAUAAGAUUUUCUGUCCUUGGCCGUUCGCGAAAUGUUAUGCACCCUACAUCAUGAGAGGUGGAAUGCCACAGUGCAUUGUUAAAUGGUUCCUAUAAUAUUAGGUCAGAUACCAUAUUAUACAAAGGAAAGACCUGAGCGUGAUCCUUUGCCACUAGAGAUGUCUGACAUCCAAACUUGAACAGGCUACUUCGUCUGUCAUUCUUGGGUGUCUGUCAUUAAAAAAAAAAAGUUAAGUAGUGAUUCAAGUACUCAAACAAACUCGAGUUUUUUUCUAAGCGUUUUGUCAACCGCUGACCUUUGGAAGCCACUCGUAGCUCCCUCUAUCAUGAAAUAGAGCCCCUGAGAAUGAUUUCAUUUCCUGCACUCAGAUACUGCAAUCGGUGUCAACUUCAUCUUGUUUUGAUUUAUCCUUCUUUUUUUUUCUUUUUUUUUUGCUCCGAUAAAAAGGCCUAUACACGUUGUACAUAUAACCAACAA